AUGGCUGCCGGUCUGAGGAAGCGCGCGCCGCCGGGGGCAGCCCGGGGAGCGGACCCUGGUCCUGCGAGGGAUGCUGGAAGGAGAGGAGGAGGAGGAGGAGAAGAAGAAGAGGGGAUGUGUGCAAGAAGGAGAAGAAAGAGCAGGUGGCGGAGCAGAGGGGUGGGAAUGCCUGCAAAGUGUACGCUGUCUGCGGGGAUGUUUUUACUCCUGCUCCGGUGUUCUUUGGCCGCAGAGGAAAAGAACACCUACGAUGCCUCUGGCUCCUCAUCUUUAUCAAGCGACCCCGCAGUCCCAGCUGCUCCUGCCCAUUCGUCGGGUGACCAGCGGGUGCCUUUUGCGGUCCCCAACUCAGAGGCUGGCUCAGAAUCUGAGGGGCAAGGUCUACCGGGCCUACCUGCCUUUUCGUCUGUCUUAACUGUCAUGGGGGAAUCUGUCAAACACCCAGAGAGCCUUGGUCGUAGUCGAACUUCCCCGACGCCGUCCACAGACGUCAACAUCACCCAAUGGCCUUCACACAGUUCUAACCGAGACUCAGAGACGCCGUCUUCAUCAGCCCCAGGUAGUUCAGUGGUGGAAACGCACAAGUUAACCACUGGGACAUCCAGAGCUUCUGUGCCCGUUCCUCCCAAAGAGGCAAGACCGCCCCCCUCGAAAUCUGUGGGAGUGACUUCACCGCCUGGGCCCACUGAGAGAACAUCUCAGGUAUCACCUCUGACUGCUGGUCAGGACACCACAACAGCCUCGGUGAAGCUCAGCACCACGAGCGUGGCUGCGAGCACCACUAAAAGAAUGCCCCGCGGUCCAACGCCUUCGCAAAGAGUCACCACCACGCGGUCGACCCCCAUAACCUCGGUGCUGCCUGCGACCGUCACCUGGAAAACAACAACCACCACAACCGUCAGGGCUCCAUCUACUAGGAGAAUUUUCACACCAUCCAUCCUGAGGACGAGCCCACCGAGGGUAGGCACUCCUGUCUUCCUCUCCCCUUUCACCACUACUACUGAAGCUCCGCCUCAGCAAUGCAACAUCACGGAAAGAAUGUGGGUGAGAACAGUCGUGUCCAUCUAUGUGAGGAGGAACAGGCUGGACAGCAUCCAGAGGCAGAAUCUCCGCCGGGGACUCAGUCAAGGACUCCGGAAAGCUUUGAAUGAUAGCACAGUCCAAGCGCAGGUGGAGACCGUAUUUGGUUCGCCCAACAUGACGGUGGCUUAUCACGUGACCGGAAAGGACAUGGUCUACGUCCCCUCCACGGUGCUUUCGGGCUUGGACGCGUACGGUCGCGAUAAGCUGAUUGCGGACCUGCGGCAAUACCUGCCCAUGGUUACAGCGCUUCCCGUUCCCGUUGCGGUGUGGAGAAGCAGCCCGGCUCCUGGCUUCCAGCUGAAGACAGUUCUGCAGUUUGUGGGAGCUGCCGAUGAUCCGCGCUCCUGUCAGUUUUCCCAAAUGAUGGAAGAGAGGUUGGAGAAGGUUUUUUCUGAAGCAAAGGCCAAAGCCCUCAGCGACAACAGCAAACUCUCUGUACAGAUGCUGAGCGUCUCCCAGGCUGCGGGCUCUCCUGCUGUGUCAUUGGUUUACAGUGUGAAAAAUGGGACCGUCUUUCUUAAUGGCACCACUGCUUCAAACCUCCUCGGUCAGCUGUCCUCCGAGCUGGUGGGCUACUUCCUCUUCUACCCGCCGCUUAUCGUCGCCGAACCCCUGGAGUAUCACAACCUAAACACCUCUAUCGCCACCAGAGACUUUUGGGUAAUCACAGUAAUCCAGGAUGUGGAGAACGCCAGCCUGGCUGAACUGUACCAAAGCUUCGCCAGUCUGAUGGAGCAGCGGCUCGCCGAGCUGUUUGUGUUGGCAGGCCGGCAGGGCACUCGCUUCAGACGCGCCACCGCUGUAGGCAGCUACACUGUCCAGAUGGUGAGUGUCAGACGUGUGCCGGGAUUGAAGAAUCCAGCAGAGAUGACCUACUACGUGCAGCACAACGGCAUUCCAUUAGCGGGCGCGGCAGCCGCCAAGGUCCUCAACACGGUGGAUUCUCAGACCAUGGCGCUCACCCUGGGCUACUUUGUUCAGCUGCAAGCAGAACCCGUGGUCAAGAACCCUCCAAAUAACCUUUGGAUCAUCGCCGCGGUGUUGGCGCCCAUAGCUGUCGUGACGCUCGUCAUCCUCAUUAUCACAGCUGUGCUGUGCCGAAGAAACAAAAAGGACUAUAAAGCAGAUGCCAUCGGAAACCUUAAUCCCCGAGCUAAGAUGGCGUAUCGAAGGGACGUCAACUACUAUCACCAGCCGGUUCAAGGUUUUGACUACGCGAAGCAGCAUUUGGGGCAACAGGGAGGCGACGAGGAGACCCUACCUGCCGGUCAAGAUACUUUGAUGCUGUCCCUGAAAAUUCGAGAUGCACCGCUUUCCCUGGAGAAGUCCUUGAAACAUGAGGUCAACAAGGCCAACCUCACCAGUGACAAACACAAAAGCAAGUUGUUUAGCGAGGACGGUUCCGUCAUCAGCAGCGAAUCAGAGCGGCGGAAUUCCGUCCGCGGCUCGGCGGCGCCGAAAGUCACAGCGCAGCAGAAACCGACGAAGGAGGAGACGCGCAAGAGAGACGAUCCAUACGACACGUCCUCCGGCUCCCUGCAGCUCAUUUCAAUCAAGCCCAUGACGGCUCAGCUCAGCUACUCGCAACAUCUUUCCUCUGAGCGCGACUCAGCCAUGCUGAACGGAGAGGUGAACUUGGCUCUCAAGCAGCAGUCGGAUAUGGAGCACUACAGGAACAAACUGAGGGUCAAGGCCAAGAAGAAGGGUUAUUAUGACAUUCCACCCAUGGAUAACAGCAGCUAUACUGGCUGGGCCCUCUCGCAAAGACAGCAGCAGCAUGGCCACGAGAAGCCGGAGCCUGAGGAGGAGCGAAGUUCCACCUAUGUCAAAUCUCACGUGAGGCACAAUCAGGUAGGGCAGACAUCGUAUCGCAGCAGACAGAGCCUGAACAGUCCAAGUCCUGGGGGAACUGAGAUGGAUUUGCUUGUGAUGAGGGAGAGACCCAGGAAAGGCAUCCGGAACAGUGGCUAUGAUACCGAGCCCGAGUUGAUAGAAGAGACCAACGUGGACCAUUUGAUGGAUCAGAGGGGCUUUGCGUACGGCUGCGGCCUGAAAGGCCAGUCACAGACGUCCACGCUGAGCUCACAGCCGUCCAUUGAUGAAGUGCGGCAGCAGAUGCACCUGCUCCUUGAGGAGGCGUUCAGCCUGGCCUCGGGGGGGCACUCCACAUCCGGGAGGCACUCCCACCACCGCCGCCCCCCACCCGAUCAAUACGGCGCCGCUCCAGCUUCACUUCCCUAUGCAGAUGCGGUGACCAGUGCCCCGGGCACCAUGAGCUGCGGUCGCGGAGGACUGCAGUGGACCCCGACUUAUGGAGCAGACAUGUACCAGUGCAGUUUACCCAAACCGGCCUUUCACUUCACCCAGCUGCCUGAUAUGGCAAUUAGCUCUCCUCCUCCUUUACCACCUCGCACUGGACCACCUCCUGGCACCUCCUUAAGACGUUCCAUCUCUGACCUGGGGCCCAAGGGAAGCAGCUCUCAGACAUCUGUCACCGAAAUGCAGACUCCACAUGACAACAACCCAUACGGGCCAAGCUCCAGGGCGGCACUUCCAUCCAUCACGAUAGAGCAGCCUGUGUCCAACUACUCAGGAAACCCAAUAACAGCCAUCUAUUCCAUCCCAGCCAGCAGGGCGGGCUACUCGGACUAUUACGUCUCCGCCUCCCCCAAUUCCUACCACAGUCCCUCUUGGAUGUCCUACCCACCUGAACCGGAAGAUGUGCCGCAUCAGUGGGCAGACUCUCUUCCUUUACCGGGUUAUGUCGAGGCUUUCCCCCAUCCUCGCUACCCACAGGGGAGCCCCUCUUUACUCCCCCUACAGUACACUCAGGCUCUGGACCAACAGCCUGCCGCCCAGAGCACAGCAUCCCAGAAAAGCCCUCUGCAGGUGGGGAAGGACACGGACAGCAUACCCUUGAGCAACCUCUCCACGUCUGCACUCGUACACGCUAUACGGCAAGAGGUGGCCAAGCUGGCAAAGAAGCAGAGUGACAUGUUUGAUUUCUAGAAUGGAUCCCACCCCUUUGUCCCUCGGGAAUUAACGUCA
Molecule: messenger RNA, 4131 nt
Organism: Syngnathoides biaculeatus (alligator pipefish)
Lineage: Eukaryota; Metazoa; Chordata; Actinopteri; Syngnathiformes; Syngnathidae
Product: KIAA1549-like b
Exons: 22
Coding region: 1-4092 (1363 amino acids)
Source: RefSeq, a predicted model, not a curated record